AUGUCCCCGUCCUCACCCAUCCGCCUCGGCGUCAUCGGCCUCUCCGCCUCAGCGGGAGCCUGGGCGAACACGCUGAUCGCGCCGCUGCUCCCUCCCGCGCCCCUCGCGUCCAAGUACAAACUGACCGCGCUGUGCACGCGCAGCGCCGAGUCCGCCGCCGCCGCGGCGGACAAGUUCACCAAGGCCGUCGGACACGCCGUCAAGGCGUACCACGGCCAGGACGGCUACGCGCAGAUCGCGAACGACCCCGACGUCGACCUCGUCGUCGUCAGCAUCAAGGUCAGUGAACACCGCGCGGCGACAAUCCCCGCGAUCGAGGCGGGCAAGAGGGUCUUUGUGGAGUGGCCCCUCGGGAAGAACAUCGAAGAGGUGGAGGAGCUCGCGGAGCUUGCGAGGAGGAAGGGUGUACAGGGCAUCAUAGGGAACCAGAUCAGGUCUAGUCCGGCGCUGCUGAAGAUCGCAGAGGUGCUCAAGUCGGGUGCACUGGGCAGGAUCAUCGGGACCAGUGUGAUUGGAUGCUGUCCCCCGAACCUUGGCUUUUGGGGACCUACCAUCAACGAGCGCAACCUGUAUGCAGCUGACGCCGACUGCGGCGCAUCCAUGGUGGACAUCAGCUUGGGCCAUUUCUUCGCCGGCCUCGUUACUGUUAUGGGCGACUUCGCCAGCGUGAGCGCGACCUAUGCGACGCUCUACCCUGAGGCCGAGAUCCUCGACGACGCGGGGAAGCCCACGGGCAAGAAGAUCGCACGGACGUGCGAGGACCAGGUCGCGCUCACGGGCACGUUCACGUCCGGCGCGCUCAUCUCGCUCCACUACCGCGGGGUCCCACCGACCGAACCCGGGCGCGUACCAUUCGUGUGGACCAUUGAUGGAGAGGACGGAGCCAUCACCGUUGAGGGCCCUUUGCCGUUCGUCCAUAUCUUUCAUCCGACGAAGGUGCUGAUCCAGGGCAAAGAGUGGGUGUCCGAGCAGAAGCUCGUCGACUGGACCGGUAACAUUGAGGCGACGUGGGCGGAGAUUGCGAAGGGCGACGAGGGCCGGUACUCGACGUUUGAGGAUGCGGUGAGGGUGUACAAGGUGAUUGAUGCGGUCCGGAGGAGUGCGCGGGAGGGUGUGCGGGUGAACAUCAACUAG
This is a messenger RNA of Phanerochaete carnosa HHB-10118-sp, 1134 nucleotides long. RefSeq lists its product as uncharacterized. The record is from RefSeq and is a predicted model, not a curated record. The coding region runs from base 1 to 1134 and encodes 377 amino acids. The transcript is spliced from 3 exons. Gene Ontology annotation, molecular function: nucleotide binding. Lineage: Eukaryota; Fungi; Basidiomycota; Agaricomycetes; Polyporales; Phanerochaetaceae.